AUGGCUCUGUCUCAGAUUCAGUGUCUGAACGAGCAGCAGGUGAAUCUGCGCGUCACCGAGUCCAGGCCGGAGUUCGUGUACAGUGAGGAGCAGAGGCUGGCCCUGGAGACGCUGCUGGAUGAAGGGCCGAGCUGUUUUCAGGACUUCAUCAAGACCAACCGGGUUCGCGGUUUCCUGUCGGACCUGGAGCUCGCGCGGCUGUGCGCCUCCGUGGAGCCGUACUGCCCGGUGUCACCCGAGGACUCGGACCGCGGCGACGGGGACGGAGCGGGCACGCGCGUGUCCCUGCAGUACUGGCCCGCGCGCUCCGAACGCGCGCCCCCGCGGCUGGAGCUCGGCUGGCCUCAGCGCGCGACCUACCGCGGCGCGACUCGGGUCGCCGUGCACGCGCAGCCGCCCCUGCCCGGCGACCCGCAUGUUAAGGAGGUCAUCAGGAGGAGCAUCGCACAGGCACACAAGGUCAUCGCUGUGGUCAUGGAUUUAUUUACGGAUGUGGACAUCUUUAAAGACCUCUUGCAUGCGAGCUUUAAGCGUAAUGUGGCUGUGUACAUCAUACUGGAGGUUACCGGGGUCCCCUACUUCCUGAAAAUGUGUGAGAGUGCUGCAAUGCACACAGGACACCUUAAGAACCUGAGAGUGCGGAGUAUCAGAGGAACUGGCUUUUUCACUCACUCGUCCAAGAAAGUAUGUGGAAGCCAAAGUCAAAAGUUCAUGGUUGUUGACGGAGACAAAGCUGUUUCAGGAUCCUACAGUUUCACAUGGACUGCGUCGAGAUUAGACCGGAGCAUCAUUACCGUGCUCACAGGCCAGGCUGUGGAUGUAUUCGAUCAGUUGUUCCAAGACCUGUAUAUGAUGUCUGACGCUGUUAACUUGAACACGAUUCAUUUGGAUAAAGAACAAAAGCUGGAACCCAUCCCUACCAAAGCGGCUCCUGUUGUGCAGCUCUCAGCCACCAUGGCCCUCAAACUCAUCAACCCCAAAUACGCCCUGGUGUCUGGAAAUGCUGCUACCAGGAGGAAUCAUGCAGAUCCUGAGACAUGCACAUCCAAAAGCAAUGGCACAAAACGAACGAAGGACAUGCCAGACAGUCCACACGUUCACCCUGGACUGGUCCACUUAGGAAAAGCCAACAUGAUCGACUACCUGCCUGUUUGGCCCGAGCCAGAGCCGCCCAGUGAUGUCAUCGGUUUUAUUAAUAUAAGGGACGGUAAUAAACCUCUACAACCUCACCUCACGCGUUCAGAACUCUUUGAGGUCUCGCGAGCCAUACGAUUUAAAGACCCGCCCCACAUGCCAUGUGAAUCUCUGUCCGAGACGGUUUGUCCAAGAUCCACCUCGCCAGCUGCUUCAUACUAUGAGAAGCCUCUUAUGCAGCACCAAAUUAGUCCGGAGGAAAGUAACAACCAGCUUUCUCAGAAGGAACCUCAAUCAAGCAGUCCAGAAGAACAGGGUGUACGUCUGCCUCCGAUUUCAAAUCCUAAAGCAGCUCACAGUAACGAGAAGGAUAACAAAGACUCAUCUGUGGAUCACGGUAUGGGAAAGCAAUCCGACCUCUUAUCCGAGCAAAGAGAAGACACGGAUGUUAAUAAUAUUUUAGCCAGCGCUUUUGCUGAACCAAGUAAAGAGUCUCAGAUAUCUGGGGAUCAUCAUAACGCACCAUUUCCCAGUCCUGGAUCUAACACUGUAGAAAACAUUGCAAAAACUAUCAGUAAUAAAGAUAACCGAGACAAUCAUUGGAACACACAAGAACUCAGAGAAUCAGGUACGAACGAGACUGAUUGUACAGACUGUGCAAUACAAAAUGAACAGAGAAUCCUUUCUGACUCCAGUUCCUCUUUUUCUUCAGAGGAGUAUUUUGAGUGCAAUGAGGGCGGGAAUGGUGAUUCUGAGCUUAUGGUUAUGGAUAACGGAAUGUCGGCCGUCUCUGGGUACGCAGACGAGCCGAAGACCGGCGCGAAACCCUUGUCCUUGUUAAUCUCUGGCUUAUGCGAGACUGCGUCAAGCUGUGAGGUAAGAAAAGACACAGAAGAGUCUAGGCUCCGUUCUGCACCACCAGAAGAGUGCGAUGAUCAACAGGCCACUGAUGUGACAGCUGAUAAGACCCCCGAUUUAAAGUUGACGUCAGCGAACGGAAGAAAUGGUUCAUCUGAGUCGGUUUCUAUAGGCAGUAAAGAGCAAACACAGGAAACUGAUUCUACCUUACAACAUGGACCAGAGAGCCAGCUAAUACAUCAGGUUAAGAUUGAUGUACAGGAGCGUGAAUCGAUUUGGAUUUCGGUGGUAGAUCACAGGUUUAACAUGCAACAUGUAGAAACAAACAACAGUGCUGAAUCGCAGCUAAGAAUAAACAGAUGGCCUUACGGGCCAGUACGGAAAGUUGCAGAGAAACAGUGCAUCGUGUUUUCAGACCCAGGUGGCAAAGUGCUGCGGCUAGGAUUAAACCCAGAAACUUUCACAAGGUUUUACAAACCUAACCUCAAAUCUGAGCGAGAGGUUAAAGAUGACACACAAUCAAAACUGUGGGUAAAACGAGCUUCUCUAAACGGUGGUGUUCAGACAGGCCCAAGUACUAAAAAUAGUCAUAAGGAAGACAGCAGAUUGGCUUUUUGUACGAAACUGAUGGUUGCACGAGGGUCAAAGGUCGAGCAGGAUAAAGACAGUGAUAAUUCCACAUUAGAACUAAAUGAAAGUGCGGCAGAUGAAAUCGCGGAUAAAGGAGAGCAGCUAAAACCAAAGACAUCAACAGGCUGCAGGGUCGGGCAGCUCAGUGCUGAUACAGAUCCCUCGAAACGGAAGACGCUGGAAUAUAGGCGUGUGCAGCCAGAGAAUAAGAACAAGCCUGGGGUAAAAAACAAGUUUGGGAGAAAUGCCAUGAAGCCGGUCCUACCUCAACCUUCAACACAAGUCACGGUCGGUCCAACCGAAGCAUCAGUCACCAAUCUCUUGGAGUUCGAGAUGAUCCACCUGGAGGACAGCCGGGCCAAAACAUGGCCGUUGAUGAUCUUCGAGUGACUCCUGCCAAGCUUGCGAGGAGACAUACUGCUCUCGUCAGGUCAAACCAAACCCGGCUCAGACCCUCACAGACGGAGCGGCGCUACUCUUCUGAUGAACAGCCUCAGGCGCUACAGGACAGACCGAGGGCCGACCAGUUACACCAGCAUACAAGCUUCCGGCAGCAUUCUGCAUCAACCACACGCGUCAGGUCUUCAUUUAGAGGAGCAUCAUUUCCAAAACCUUUAAGCAUCUUAAAAGAGAGAACUGCUGGCUUUUCAUCACAAAUGAAUCAGACAAAGAGCAUUAAAGAGAAAGAUAAAACAUUAGAGAUAAAAACACAAAGAGAUAAGUGAAAACAUUGUAGGUACUUUUUAUGUUCUCUAUUAUAUGUAGAAUUUAAAAGUUGAAUGUACAGUAUGUACAGUAGGUAUUAGUGUUCAUUCUGUCAGCUAUUUUAGUUUUAGUCUUAGUCCUGGGAUAAAUGUCCCCGUUAGUUUUUAUUUUUAUUGUAUCUUAUUCUGUUUUUAUUUAGUCAAAAGAACCUUUAAGUAUUUUAGUCUACUUUUAGAUAAUGAAAAACUUUUUAGCAAUACGAUUAUUAUUAAUUAACCCUACAGUCAAUAUAGUCUAGCCAAAACCAUUCAAAAAAUCAUAACAUUUAAAAUGUAUUAACAAAAAUCUGAUGUUUUCAGCUAAUUAUAUUUAUUUCUAACCAUCACAACAACUGCUGUACAUCCAUAUUUUUAACUACAAAACAAUGUAUGAAUUAAUAUGAAUUUACACACUUGGACUGUUAUAGGGAUUCUGUAGCUCCUAUGGGUCACAAUCAUUUGCUAACCUGUUAGCUUAAUGUGUUUUACCGGUUUAACUCACUCACUCUCACUUAUCUUCUAUACCACUUUAUCCUGUAUUCAGGGUCGCGGGGACUUGGAGCCUAUCCCAGGAGACUUAGGGCACAAGGCGGGGUACACCCUGGACAGGGUGCCAAUCUGUUGCGGGGCACACACACACACACUCACUCACACACUCAUACCAACUACGGGCAAUUUGGAAACGCCAGUUAGCCUAACCUGCAUAUCUUUGGGCUGUGGGAGGAAACCGGAGUACCCGGAGGAAACCCACCAAACAUGGGGAGAACAUGCAAACUCCAUGCACACAGAGAUGGGAACCGAACCUGGCCGAGAACUGAACCCAGACCCUGGAGGUGCAAGGCGACAGUGCUAAGCACCAUUUAAUAAUUAAAUGAAAUGAAAUAAAAUACAAUACAUUACAACAUAAUAUAGUUAACAUGUGGUAAUAUCAUUACCACAAAGAGUCUGUAAAACUGGGUGAUUCUUAUGGGAUGCCUUGAUGAGUCUCUUCAGGUUUGUGGUAUUUUUCCCAGUGAUUGUGUUCCCCCACUGUUUCCCCUUCGAUAUUAUGACACAUCUGCUUUUUUUCUCUCCGGUUCAAUAUGAAGAAAAUGGACCCAAAAAUCGUAACGUCCCGUCAAUAAAAAUUAAUAUGUUGACAAAAAUGAAGACAGAUGUUUAAUUAGUUUUUAUUUUUUUUAACCACAUUUUGGUCUCAUCAAAAAUAUUGCAUGAUAAUUUCCUCACUGUCACUGUGCAUUGA
This is a messenger RNA of Clarias gariepinus (North African catfish), 4608 nucleotides long. RefSeq names its product family with sequence similarity 83 member Ga (gene sack1ga). The transcript has 5 exons. The record is from RefSeq and is a predicted model, not a curated record. Bases 1 to 3012 code for a protein of 1003 amino acids. Lineage: Eukaryota; Metazoa; Chordata; Actinopteri; Siluriformes; Clariidae.